CAGCCUCGACCUGGUCACCCUGGCAGCUUGAGCGUCUCGCAGUCUGCAGCGCUCAAGACGUUUGAACAGGAGCUGGGCCGAUUGGAUGCGCUGCCUAUAGGAUAUGAAGCGGAUGCCACAGAAGAGGAGAAGUUGUGGGCUCAGGUCACCCUAACCCGUUACCUGCGGGCAAGAUCAUGGAACGUCAACAAUGCUCUGACGAUGUACAAUGCCACACAGAAAUGGAGAACCUCGCAGAGAUUGGGCGACUUGGUGGACCCCUCCUCUUCGAGCUACUUCACCUUUGAUGAGAGAGAUGCCGUGGCGGAGGCUGGUUGGUCGAUGUACUUUCACAAUACCGACAAGCUCGGCAGGCCUAUCUUUGUCCAAGGGCUCGCGGGUCUGGAUACCGUCAAGCUGCUCAAAGCAACGACGCCGGAGCGUAUCCAGACAAACUUCUGCUGCACCCUGGAGAAGGCAUGCCAAACAAGAUAUCGCGCUGCGACGCAAGCCAGGCGCUCUCUUGGCGACACCACAGCUCUUAUAGAUGACAACUUCAUGAUUGUGGACAUUGGCGGCUUGGGCAUGUCAACCUUCUGGGCUUUCAAAGGCCAGCUUCAAGGGCUUCUGGCGACGCUAGACGCCAACUUUCCCGAGCUCUCGGGGCGCGUGCAGAUCAUCAAUGCGCCGUGGCUCUUUAGCAGUAUCUGGGCUUAUAUCAAGGGCUGGCUGCCCGUCGGCACGGUAGAUAAGAUUGACAUCCAAGGAGCGGACUACAAAUCUACCCUGCUCCAGUACAUAGAUGCGGACCAGCUGCCUGCUUUCUACGGCGGAGCGUGCCGAUGCAGCGAAGGGUGCCAAAAGAGCGACGUUGGUCCUUGG
Ceraceosorus guamensis is the source of this 861-nucleotide messenger RNA. RefSeq names its product CRAL/TRIO domain-containing protein. The annotation marks the transcript as partial. The record is from RefSeq and is a predicted model, not a curated record. The transcript has 3 exons. Lineage: Eukaryota; Fungi; Basidiomycota; Exobasidiomycetes; Ceraceosorales; Ceraceosoraceae.